Rotaria socialis is the source of this 1038-nucleotide messenger RNA. The record is from the annotation of a GenBank genome assembly. Lineage: Eukaryota; Metazoa; Rotifera; Eurotatoria; Philodinida; Philodinidae.
AUGGCAUCAAUGAAGAAUAUUAGAACGAGAAUUAAAUUGGAAGACACUGAAAUUUUACACACUACAUCAACAAAUUUUCCUGGUAAUUAUUCCGGUUAUGAUGAUCGUUUAAAUUUAGAUGAAUUUCGACAGAAUUUGCAAGUUCAAAUAACUAGUCUGAAUGAUACCACAACUGAAUUUGAUUUAAUCGGUAUUGAUGCAGCUAUUGCGAAUGCAUUUCGUCGUAUACUAAUUGCUGAACUUCCAUCGAUGGCUAUUGAAAAAGUUCAUGUAACAGAGAAUUCAUCGGUACUACCUGAUGAUGUUCUUGCACAUCGUCUUGGUCUUAUUCCAUUGCGUGCUGAUCCAACCUUAUUUAUUGAUAAAGUUGCAGCUGAUACAAAAGAACGUGAAGAUGAUACAUUAAUUUUUAAACUUAAAGUUGCAUGCAAAAAAAAUCCUAAAGCACCUACCGAUGGAGAUGAUGAUCCUAAAAAGCUUUACAUCAAUAGUAAUGUUUACACACAACAUAUGGAAUGGAUACCAAUUGGUAGUCAAAUAACAAAGUUUAAACCGGAAGAUAUUGGACCAGUCUUUCCUGAUAUAUUAAUUGUGAAACUCCGUCCGGGUCAAGAAGUUGACCUUAAACUUGUUUGCCAUAAAGGUAUUGGUCGUGAUCAUGCAAAAUUUUCACCUGUUUGUACUGGAUCGUAUCGUUUAAUGCCUGAAAUUAUUUUGAAAAAGCCUAUAUACGAUGAAGAUGCAGAACAUUUACAAAAAUGUUUUACACCAGGUGUCAUUGAACUUGAACAGGAUAAUGAUGGCCAUCGUCGUGCUGUCGUAUCGAAACCUCGUCUUGAUAUGUGUAGCCGUGAAGCACUUCGUUAUCCUGCUUUUAAAGAUUCUGUUGAAUUAAAUAAAAUUCGUGAUCAUUUCAUAUUUAGUAUUGAAAGCGUUGGUGCUCUACGUCCAGAUCAGCUGUUUAUCGAUUCUAUUAAAUUACUUAUGGCGAAAUGUGAUCGAUUAUUACAAGAAAUCGAUGGUAAUAUAAACAAUUAA